This is a messenger RNA of Prosopis cineraria, 1228 nucleotides long. Its product is annotated as CASP-like protein 2B2. The transcript has 3 exons. The record is from RefSeq and is a predicted model, not a curated record. Lineage: Eukaryota; Viridiplantae; Streptophyta; Magnoliopsida; Fabales; Fabaceae. Bases 394 to 999 code for a protein of 201 amino acids.
UGACUAAAAAAUUAAGGCACCCCACCCCGUCCCUCACCUUAUCAGACCGCUUUACUUUCUAGGGACGAGAAACUGUUGCUUCUUCCCAGAAACCAUAAAGAAGCUCUAAAAACCACAAUUUUCUUUUUCUUUUUCUUUUGAGCUACUUAAAUGCAGAACCAGAGACAUUAAAUGACCAUGUUUGUAUUUGCUGAGCUGCCAUUGUCUCUGUCCUCUGCUCCUCCACCUUUCACCACUUGUCAAGCUCAGCUCCUUCGUCACAAAUUUAAGAAAUGGAAACAAUAACUUUGUGGGGUGGCCUAUUUAAAUAGCGAAGAGCUCAUAGCCUUGGUGGUGUGUUCUUCAGUGUUCAAGUUUAGUGUUACGUGAGAAAUUGUUUGUGUGAGAGUGAAAAUGAGCUAUUUGGGUGUAGGGGUGAGCCCUGGGACUGUACCAGUCUAUCAUGGCACAAAUGUUAGGGUUUUGGAUAGGAGGGUGAGACUUGCAGAGUUGACGUUGAGGUGUGUGAUUCUCGCUCUGGGAAUUCUCGCAGCUGUUCUUGUGGCGACUGAUACACAAGUCAAAGAGAUUUUGUCGAUUCGGAAGAGAGCUAAGUUUACAGACAUGAAGGUCUUAGUGUUUGUGGUUAUAGCCAAUGGGAUAGCUGCUGGUUACUCUUUAAUUCAGGGGUUGCGCUGUGCUGCGAGUAUGGCUAUGGGAACUGUACUCUUCAGCAAGCCUUUGGCUUGGCUCAUUUUCUUGGCUGAUCAGGUAAUGGCUUAUGUGGCAAUCUCAGCAGUGGCAGCGGCAUUACAAUCAGCAGUGUUUGCAAAGGCGGGUCAGACAGAGCUUCAGUGGAUGAAGAUAUGUAACAUGUAUGGCACUUUCUGUAACCAAAUCGGAGAGGGGAUCGCUAGUGCUCUUGUGGCUAGUCUUUCCAUGGUGGUCCUCGCUGGUAUUUCUGCUUUCAGUCUCUUUCGUUUGUACGGUGGUAAUAAGCUUAAAAAUGAAGGUUGGUAGGUUAGGUGCUAGGAAGUGAAUUGAAGUAGAGCAUAAUAUAUAUAUAUAUAUAUAUAUAUAGGUUUUGACUUAAAAAUUGGUUAAGCACCCACCAUCUAUCCUCUGUUUCUUGUUAUACUAGCUUGGGAUGUUUCUAAACUGUGCAUGUAAGGUAGUUUGUUUACGAUAAUACAAGAACCUCAGCUUUGUUUGUUAACUACUCGUUCAAUAAUAUUUUGUAGGCAAAAUA